AAUCUGGGGUUGAGUCUUUCCUCUCUCCGUAGCAGACGGCUUGCACAGCACGCUAGGGCUCAAACACCCGCUGCUGCGCUCUUGCAGCUUGUCAAGAUGAAAACAAUUUCGUUGGCAGGUGCCAAGCGGGCGGGCGAGGCAACCAACAAGGCUUUGCGCAAGCUCUUCGGCCGCCAGAAUUCAUCAAAGGAAGGAGCAGCUUCAGCUGAGGGGGAACAGUCCGGGUCAGAGCUCACCCAGGACUCACCUCAGCCUGACAAGCAACUCGUACGGGAUCACAACGACGAUACCGGUAUCAGCAGCAGCGCCCAGCUGGCCAGGGACGUGAAACCAGACGAAACCGAUGACACAAUGAGGGUCAAUCAGAAACCUCUUCCUCCCAUCGCAACGCCCGACUUGCGGCAACUGCAGAACAAGAUGGCGGCAUCACAGCAGAAGCCUACGCCUGUUGGCAAGGAGAAUCAACCACCUGCUGCUGCGUCUGUCGUCAGCAAAGAAUCCCAACCACCCGCACAGCUCAUUGAAGAUCUCAUCGAUCACACCAAGCGCCUUGGAGUGACCGAGGUGCAACAGCCCGCCCUCGAAGAGUCCAAGCCCGAGGAACCAGCCCUUCGGCCGCUGACACCCGAUGAGCUGCUGUCAGAAGAGGAGAGGGCGUACCGAGCGGAUAGAAGGAAGCAUCUCGUGUUCAUCGAGGAGGCGCUCGAUAUGGCCCGGCUCGCCCUCAGGAUCAACGAGACGCCCGUAGGCUGCGUGCUUGUUCACAACGGUCGGAUCAUUGCCCGGGGCAUGAACGCGACCAACGUAACCCGCAACGGCACACGACAUGCGGAGCUCAUGGCACUCAACGCGCUGCUCUCGAGGCCAGGCAAGACCGGUCCGCUCACGACAUCACUGAAGCCCAAGGUCGAGCGCAACGACGAAGACAGCGACGACGGCACCUCGACAGCGGCCACACUGCAUUACGAGGGUAACGAGGAUGGAAAGAAGGGACACUUGUAUCCCUAUGGCCAGAAGGAGAUUCCCGACGAGACCUUUGACCGGAGCAUCAUCAAGGAGUGCAUACUGUAUGUUACGGUCGAGCCGUGCGUCAUGUGCGCGUCGCUGUUCAGGCAGCUGGGGAUCAAGAAGGUGUUUUUUGGUGCCGUGAAUGACAAGUUCGGCGGCACUGGUGGUGUGUUCAGCAUUCAUGCCAACUCGCUCCCCGUUAGAGAAGAUGGGCAGACGGCAAGUGCGCACCCGGCACCACCUCCCAUGCGUCUACCGGACGGCAAACAAGUACUGGGGCUGUCAUUCCCACCUGGUGGUGGGGAUGGCGGCAACGUCGAGCCAGGGUACGAGAUUGAGGGCGGAUGGGGACGCGACGAAGCCGUCGCGCUUUUGAGACGUUUCUAUGUGCAGGAGAAUGGGCGGGCCCCGGUCCCACGCAAGAAAGAGGGCCGUGCGGCACGUCUGGCAGCUAUUGAGGGCGGCGAAUUAGACGGUGCCUCCGUCAACUCAGGCUCUGGCGUUGGCGGCAAUGGGACAAUGGCUGAUGAGGACGAGGACGAGCGUGUCUCCGGGUAUGGUGUUUCUGGCAAGAAUGGAUCCAUGGAGGACUUGAACUCGCCAUCUGGUGAUGGCACCGCCCUCGGAGACGCGAGCGCCGGCUGGAAGUAGAGUGUCUGCGCUUGAACUCGCUCAAGGGAGAAGUGGAUGGGUUGUACGAAUAUGGUAGAGGCAUAGACGUGGGCGAGGUAGAGACGCCGAGAUGGGACCCAGGGACAUCCAUAUCUUGAGCAUUGUCAGAUCUAAUUGAAGCAACGGCCAACAUCGGCGUAUGUCCUUUCGUUAUCAAAUGGAGAGGAAGCCAAUAAUGUCAGUGUCGUUCAUUCAGCCCAUUUCGUGAUCAUCGACAUCCAUAAAUGCAUGCUGUUGAGCCGCACUCCUGCCUCAAGUCGUGAGUCCUGACCCCUGACCCACCCACACUUGUUCAGGUUGACUGGGCCGUUCUUCAGGCGGCUGCCUGAUAUCCAACGGCAAGAGCCGACAGUGACCGGCCGAGUAAACAUUAGUCCUUCCUCAGUUUCCCAGAAGACUGGAGGCAGCGA
This is a messenger RNA of Emericellopsis atlantica, 2090 nucleotides long. RefSeq lists its product as uncharacterized. Gene Ontology annotation, cellular component: nucleus; cytoplasm. Bases 97 to 1659 code for a protein of 520 amino acids. The transcript has 2 exons. Gene Ontology annotation, biological process: tRNA wobble adenosine to inosine editing. Gene Ontology annotation, molecular function: tRNA-specific adenosine-34 deaminase activity. The record is from RefSeq and is a predicted model, not a curated record. NCBI's taxonomy places the organism in Eukaryota, Fungi, Ascomycota, Sordariomycetes, Hypocreales, Bionectriaceae.